This is a messenger RNA of Carassius auratus (goldfish), 1983 nucleotides long. RefSeq names its product charged multivesicular body protein 3-like. Gene Ontology annotation, biological process: vacuolar transport. Lineage: Eukaryota; Metazoa; Chordata; Actinopteri; Cypriniformes; Cyprinidae. Bases 108 to 779 code for a protein of 223 amino acids. The transcript has 6 exons. The record is from RefSeq and is a predicted model, not a curated record.
CUCCCGAUGUUGUCAUCCGUCGAAAGGCUGGGAUCAGGAAGUUGACUUUUAAUGUACUGUUUUGGUUGCUCUCGUCGCUGUUCAGAUAUCUAAUUUACAAGUUUAAAAUGGGACUUUUUGGAAAAACACAAGAGAAACCACCGAAGGACCUUAUCAAUGAAUGGUCUCUCAAAAUCAGAAAAGAAAUGAGGGUUAUUGACAGACAGAUUCGAGAUAUUCAAAGAGAGGAGGAGAAGGUGAAGAGAUCAAUCAAAGAAUCUGCAAAGAAGGGACAGAGAGAUGUCUGCAUCAUCCUCGCCAAAGAGAUGAUUCACUCAAAGAAAGCCAUCAACAAGCUGUAUGCCUCUAAAGCUCAAAUGAACUCUGUGCUGCUCAGUAUGAAGAAUCAGUUAUCUGUAUUAAGAGUGGCUGGUGCCAUGCAGAAGAGCACAGAAGUCAUGAAGGCCAUGCACAGCCUGGUUAAAAUCCCAGAGAUUCAAGCCACCAUGGCAGAACUCUCCAAAGAGAUGAUGAAGGCUGGAAUCAUAGAGGAGAUGCUGGAGGAUACAAUGGAAGGGAUGGAUGACGAGGAGGAAAUGGAGGAAGCAGCAGAGGCUGAGGUUGAUAAGAUCCUCUUUGAGAUUACAGCUGGUGCGCUUGGAAAAGCACCCAGUAAAGUCACAGAUGCCCUGCCUGAACCAGUGCCGAUUGGAGCCACGGCAGCCUCAGAAGAGGAAGAGGAGGAAGAAGAAGAAGAUAUCGAGGGAAUGCAGUCCAGGCUAGCAGCGCUGAGGAGCUAAAAGACCCGUUCUUUCUCCUUGAGCUCUAUAGGCAUAGACGACAUAUCCUUACAUCCUCUGUAGCUUCUCUUACUCAUAAGAAGACUUAAGUUUACCACUAAAUUCAGACUUCACAUAAAAUGAACAAAGCUAUAUUGAUAGUGUAUUUUGAAAUAAAAAGAACUCUAUAUUACAUAUAAUAUAAACAGUGAAGUCCGAUGUUUAGUUGUUAUAUUAGCAGGUGGAUGGCCUUAUCAAAUGAUUCCCUCUUUACUUAAGCCCGCUUCAUUUCCAGAUAUUCUGACUCCACUCAUUUGGAUCUAUGUCUAUAGUUAAGCAGCUUGUCCUAGACUCUGUGGUGUAGUGACAUCAUAUCACUACAUAUCACUACGGUGCUGGUCGAAAUCGUUUGGUCUCGAGCCUUAUUUAGGCGAAGUGACUAGUUCUUUCCUUUAUCUGGUGAAUUGGUUUUUACUGAGUAGGACAACUUCAUUGAAGCCAUUACUUGUAAAAAAUCUUGUACAAAUACUGAAUAUAAAAAUGUACCUGUUUGCAUUGUUAUUUUAUAAGUAAACAGUAAACUUUUUAGCAAGUUAUAAAACAGGCUUUUGGAAAAUAAAGGAAUGGUUGUGGUCAAAAUCUGACUGGCUUUUACACACUAGGUGUUUCAGACUUUAAGGAGCUGAUCGCAUUUCUGUCUUUGUUUCUACUACUUUUGUACUUUUGUUAUCGUUUAAAUCCAGUUAUAUCUUUGUAUGUUAUUGAUUAUGAAUAUUUUGAAUACUCUAUGCUUUUGCUUUUAGAUUAAUGAAAUGCCUAAUGAUGUAAAUGGCUGACAAUUUAUGUUAUAGUUUCUUCAACCAGACCUAUGUUAUAUUUGAAGAUGAAUAUUUGGAUAUUGAAUACGAUUCUAAUAUGUCUACUUUCCAUACGAAACAACUACUCUUUAUGCAUUGUGGCUUUAUAAUUAGUUUUGGCAUGACCAAUUUCGUAUGGUAGGAUCCAUUAAUAUCUGAUUAUUUGGCAUAAAUUGUGCUCUCUGGAGUGAAAAGUAGAUGGAUUUUGAGCAGCUCCAGGCUCAGUAUGUUGACUCGUUUAUAAUCCCCUGAAUGAACCAAAUUUUGUUUCAUUUCAGACCUUUGCUGUUCCAUCCAUCUGCACAAAACUGUGUUUUGUAUAUUGGAAAAAUAUGAUGAUAACUCUAAUAAAAUUUUACAGGCAAAAA